GUACCCUACCCCAGCAUGGUCCAGGCCGUGGGGGGCCGCUCCAGAACACAACCACCCACCUUGACUUUGGGGGCAGCCAUGACCCAGCCUCCACCUCCCAAAGCACCAGCCAAGAAGCAUGUGCGGCUGCAGGAGAGGCGGGGCUCCAGUGUGGCUCUGGUGUUGGAUGUGCGGUCUCUGGGUACCGUAGAGCCCAUCUGCUCAGUGAACACGCCCCGAGAGGUCACCCUGCACUUCCUGCGCACAGCUGGACACCCCCUCACCAGCUGGGCCCUGCAGCAUCAGCCUCCCAGCCCCAAACAGCUGGAGGAGGAAUUCUUGAAGAUCCCCUCAAACUUCGUGAGCUCCGAAGACCUGGACAUCCCUGGCCAUGCCUCCAAGGACCGCUACAAGACCAUCUUGCCAAACCCCCAGAGCCGUGUCUGUCUUGGCCGGGCACAGAGCCAGGAGGACGGAGACUAUAUCAAUGCCAACUACAUCCGGGGCUAUGAUGGGCAGGAAAAGGCCUACAUCGCCACGCAGGGCCCGAUGCCCAACACCGUGGCGGACUUCUGGGAGAUGGUGUGGCAGGAAGAAGUGCGUCUCAUCAUCAUGCUCACUCAGCUCUGCGAGGGCAAAGAGAAAUGUGUCCACUAUUGGCCCACACAAGAGGAAAACUAUGGGCCCUUUCAGAUUCGCAUCCAAGACCUGAAUGAGCACCCAGAGUACACUGUGCGGCGGCUGGUCAUCCAGCACCAGGAGGAGCAGCGGCCAGUGAAGCACGUCCUCUUCUCAGCCUGGCCUGACCAUCAGACCCCAGAAUCAGCGGGGCCCCUGCUGCGCCUGGUGGCCGAGGUGGAAGAAGACCCAGAGUCCGCGGCCAGCGCUGGGCCCAUUGUGGUCCACUGCAGUGCAGGGAUUGGUCGGACGGGCUGCUUCAUCGCCAUUCGCAUUGGCUGCCAACAGCUGAAGGCCCGAGGGGAAGUGGACAUUCUGGGCAUCGUGUGCCAACUGCGCCUGGACAGGGGAGGAAUGAUCCAAACGGCGGAGCAGUACCAGUUCCUGCACCACACCUUGGCCCUGUAUGCAUCCCAGCUUCCCCAGGAGCCCAAGCCCUGACCCUUGCUCCUGCACAGGCCCAGGUGCCACCCUCCCCUCAUCUGGGAUGGGGGUCUGGGGAAUGGGCUGCGUGCACCACUGCAUGGGUGUUUCACUAGCAAAGACUUAUAGUCCUGGGAAGCUGCCUCCAAAAGGACAAAGGGCAAGCCCCCCUCCCGCCCAAUCUUUACCUCGACCAUUCCUCGGCCUCCUCUGUGGCCCCAGAUGGAUGGCAGGGGAACUGGAGCAUCCUGUGUCCCGGCAGAUAGGAGCAGGCCCAUGGGCCAGGCUGAGGCGCAGGUCUGUGCACGGACAGGAAGUGCUUGGCUGCAGGAAUGGAAGCCAGGUGUUGCCCCUGGGCCCAGAGCUUGGCUGGGUGCAGGCCAGAUGCCACAGCUGGGGAAAGUCGGUGUGACCUCCACCAGCCUCUCCACAUCCUAGCACCGACUGCUCUGCUCCAUGCUUCUGGGAGUGCUGAGUGAUUCCCCCAAAGGGAGCAAGCACCGGAGUGGCUCUGCUUCCAUACAUACUUCCUAGGAAGAUUACAGAUACAGCCAGGCCUGGAGGCUGAAAUCUCUGGAGGAAGGAAGUGUGAAGGCCAUUCGGCGGCCUAGAAGGGCUUUCCUGCCCCCCUAAAGUCCCUGCCCCACCCCCACCCCAGCCCGGCUGCUCUCCAGGGAGCGCCAGUGUGCCCUGCUUUGCUUCCAUGAGCCCAGGAAAUAGCAUGGGUACCCAAAAAGUGCUCCUGGGGAGAGCAGAAGAGAAAAAGAGCUCCCCCCCCCCCCGCCAUGCCCCCGCAUCUGGUUUUCAGAAAGCCUUGUCCCCACCCCCUUGCCCUGCAUCUGCACAACACACCUGGACAGCCUGGCUCGGUCCAGAAAGGCUGGGUUCUGACAACUCCAUGAAGACAAUCCAACUGCUCAGACUGAACUGCAGGCCUCACACCGUCUUCGGAGAACCAGCACCCCCUCCUCCAUCUCCGUAUCAAUUCCCAGGGAGCCUCAGAUCCAUCUCAGGACUGACCUAACACCCCAGGAAGACAGCCAGACCCUGAGCCCCCCGGCCCCCUGCCCUCCCACCCGCCCUGUCUCAAGGCAGGCUGCCUCUGGGGACACACGUGCCAUUCCUGCUAACCCUGAGCCUCAGCAGCUCCCAGUGGAAACUGCAAAAGCAGCUGGCCUCCCUCUUCCUGUCAUCGCUCUGAAGAACAUGACGUACUGGCCAGGCACAGGUGGCUCACUCCUGUAACCCUUGAGUAGUACUCAAGAGGUUGAGAUCUGAAGAUCCCAA
Messenger RNA from Dipodomys spectabilis (banner-tailed kangaroo rat), 2367 nucleotides. It is a transcript of the gene Ptpn7, whose product is annotated as protein tyrosine phosphatase non-receptor type 7. Gene Ontology annotation, biological process: protein dephosphorylation. The record is from RefSeq and is a predicted model, not a curated record. NCBI's taxonomy places the organism in Eukaryota, Metazoa, Chordata, Mammalia, Rodentia, Heteromyidae. Gene Ontology annotation, molecular function: protein tyrosine phosphatase activity.